Megalopta genalis is the source of this 1664-nucleotide messenger RNA. Its product is annotated as Mitochondrial rRNA methyltransferase 2. Gene Ontology annotation, molecular function: rRNA (uridine-2'-O-ribose)-methyltransferase activity. Gene Ontology annotation, biological process: RNA methylation. Lineage: Eukaryota; Metazoa; Arthropoda; Insecta; Hymenoptera; Halictidae. Gene Ontology annotation, cellular component: mitochondrion. The record is from RefSeq and is a predicted model, not a curated record.
AGGUUAGAAUGAAGAAAAUAAAUUUGACAGUACGUGACCGGACUGUCAAAUGUAGCACACUCGGUCACAUACCUUGAUCCUGAUUGAAGCCAGCAUAGAGCAAACCGUUCCCGUGAGGAUUCCCCGCGGACAAGUUCAUUGUAAAUUAUUUCUUCGACCGUAAUAUUCGCUCGAACGAUCGUCUACUUAUGAAAUUGUAUGGAAUUCUAUCACAUUUUCGCCGGCAAGCAGUACGAGACACUUUUCGUAACUACGAAGUUCCGCUUCCAUCAUAGUGCUUUUACGCAUGCGUAUUCGACUGUUUUAAUCAGCUGAUACAACCAGGACGCGCCUCAUAAUUAUUCACAGAAGUAUUUAUGACCGCAUUUAGUGUUUUGAUGUUUAGAUUAUUUUUUUGUAUAAACAGUUUUCAUUAAUAACCGGUUGCAAUGACGAAAGAACUGUGAAAAUAAGAAGAAGCAGCUUUGUACCCUUUUCAUGAAUACACAUACAUGUGAGUCAAAAUUCUGGAAUUUUUCGCAUAUUUCCCCCUUUCUAGGUUACGUUUGUAAUCAAACAUGAAGGAUUUACGUAGAAGUUCUUUCAUAAUAAGGGGUUUACAUGUUUGUAAUACGUUACUCCGAGAAAAACCGCAAAAUCUGAAGGGGAAAAAGCUCAGCUCCCAGAUAUGGAUUAUGAGACAGAUACAAGACCCAUAUAUAGAAUUGGCAAAACAAGAAAACUAUAGAUGCCGAAGUGCUUUCAAACUGCUUGAAAUAAAUGAUAGAUUCAAUAUAUUGAAACCUGGACAAACUGUAGUAGACUGUGGUGCUGCACCUGGCAGUUGGACUCAAGUUGCUGUCAAAAAGACAAAUGCAGAUGGGAAAAAUAAUUGUCCAGUUGGCUCUGUGUUUGCAAUAGACAAACAAACAAUAUCUCCGAUCGAAGGUGCAACCAUAUUAGGAAGAAUGGAUUUCACAGUGUCUGCAAGUCAAAAUGAAUUUUCUAAAUUACUACAAAACAGGAAAGUUGAUGUAGUUUUAUCAGAUAUGGCACCAAAUUCGACUGGCGUGAAAGAGUUAGAUCAUGAGAAUAUAGUAAAACUUGUAUAUGCUGCUAUGAAAUUUGCUUUGAAAUUUACAAAGAUAAAUGGAACAUUUGUAUGUAAGCUAUGGGAUGGUGCAAGAUCACAGCAAAUAGAGAGUGAUUUGCUAAAAUUCUAUAAGCGUGUUAGACAUGUCAGACCUCGAGCUACAAGGAACGAUUCGACGGAGAAAUUUUUCUUAGCUAGGGGUUUCCAAGGAAUAUAAAGUAGAGACAAUAGUACAAUGUAACAUGCAGUUUCAUUAACAAUUAUAGUUAUGUACAAUAAAAAAAUGUUUAAUGGAUAAAAAUGAUUUGUAGUACAAUCGUGUAUCAUGCCUGGACAGGUUGUGAAUAAUAAAGCACGAGUAUUUUGGUAUAAGACCAACAUCGAAUGAUUUUUAUAACGUUUUCCAUUUGCGAUCUAACAAGACUCCUACACAAUACGACAUGUAUAUAAUAUACAUCAAUAUAUUUAGCUAUAAAUAAUACAAUAGUAUUUAAUACAGUUACAAUUAAUACACAUUAAGACGCCGGUGACGCUUCUUAAUUACUCUGUAUAUACAUUUUCCUUGAAUAAAAUUAAUAUGUACACGAAUCAA